Daldinia caldariorum is the source of this 3472-nucleotide messenger RNA. RefSeq names its product SNF2 family N-terminal domain-containing protein. Gene Ontology annotation, molecular function: hydrolase activity, acting on acid anhydrides, in phosphorus-containing anhydrides; nucleic acid binding; ATP-dependent chromatin remodeler activity. The coding region runs from base 240 to 2942 and encodes 900 amino acids. The transcript has 7 exons. The record is from RefSeq and is a predicted model, not a curated record. Lineage: Eukaryota; Fungi; Ascomycota; Sordariomycetes; Xylariales; Hypoxylaceae.
GAGAAGCUUAGACCUGUAAAGAGUGUACAUAGUAAGGAAGUCGCGUUUACAGUUUACUGUUUGCGCGUCAAAACCAUCAACUCUUUUUUUUCUCUUUUCUUCUUCACAUUUUCUCUUGAGAAAAAGUGAUCUGGUCCAAGAUACCUCGUUUUGUAAUUGAGUCCACACAAUUUUUACCUUUGACAACCACUUAUAACGUACAUAUUGUCGUUAUUUUUGGGUACCCUGUUUCACCCGUGAUGCCGCCAGCCAAGCGUCGCCCUAAUGCGCAUCCGGCGGGACAACCUCAAUCCAAAUCUGCCCGCCCUAACAAUGCAGCUUCUUCGCAGUCUUCAAGUCAACUUAUUGACCUCACGGCCCCUCCAUCGUCUCUUGGUCAUGCCAAUCGGCUACCACCAAGAUCCGAAUGGGCCGUGAUUGAUGAUGAUGAAGGCUUUCCUGACCCGAGUCAAAGCAACGAAGAUCCUUCUUCUUCCUAUGAGCUCUAUGGGACCUUAGACAACAAAAUCGUAGGCAUUCGGUAUUACAACGGAGUUGUAAAUCCGGGCGAGAAGGUCCUCUUGCGCCGCGAACCCGGCAACCCCUAUGACAAGAAUGCUAUUCGCGUUGAUAAUGCCAUGCGGAAUCAGAUUGGACAUAUACCUGCCACACUUGCGGCCAAGCUUGCACCAUAUAUCGAUAGCGAAGAUAUCAUCCUAGAUGGUGUUCUUACAGGCCACAAGGAAACUUUCACUUGUCCUGUUCGUCUAUUUUUCUACGGCACUAGUGACCCUAGAAACCGUCUCUUAUUAGAGGAGAAACUGAAAGCAGAUAAGCUUCUGAAAGCGACACAGCUCAAGGCUACUAGAAAAGAAGCAGAAGCCCAAAGGAAUGCUGCCAUGCGUCUGAGAUGUAAUGCAUCCACCGUAGGCUUGGGAACUGAAGAGGAAGAACAGGAACGGGAACAGUCACUCCAAGAAUUGGCCGCAGGCAGCGAAGCCGUACAGUUUAGAGGUGAUCUUCGCUCCGUCGACGUAUUCUCGGUAGACGAGGAUGCUCUUUCCAAGCUACCUAAGGCGGAUCAGCCCGCGACCAUCAAAUCAACACUGCUGCCAUACCAACUCCAAGGGUUAGCUUGGAUGAUAGCUAAAGAGAACCCGCAGCUCCCUGCCACAGGUUCAAAAGAAGUUGUGCAGCUUUGGAAGCGUCAUAGCAGCGGGAAUUUUCUCAAUUUGGUAUCCAACCAUAUUACUAACACACCACCACAAUUGGUCUCAGGCGGUGUGCUUGCUGAUGACAUGGGGUUGGGCAAGACCCUCCAGGUCAUCAGCUUAAUCAUGUCGAGCGGCUUUAGUGACGGUCCGACUCUCAUUGUUGCGCCAGUAAGUGUCAUGAGUAACUGGGAACAGCAGUUUGAACGACAUGUGCAGGAAGACCAGCGCCCCCGAAUUUUUAGAUAUUAUAAAGCUGGAACGUAUUCCAAGGAUGAAGUUUUGAAGCACGACGUCGUCAUCACGACUUACGACAAAUUGCGCAACGAUAAAUCAAAUAAAGGAAUAUUAUUUUCGAUAGAGUGGCGCCGGGUAGUUCUAGACGAGGCCCACGCUAUUAGGAACUUUUCGACUUCCAGGGCUAAGGCCGCAUUCGAGCUGAAGGCCAAAUCUCGUUGGAUGUUGACUGGCACGCCAAUCGUCAAUUCGCCCAAGGACUUCUUGUCGGCUCUGAAGUUCCUAAGAAUGACUGGAGGUAUCGAAGAGACUACAUUCUUCGUAAACAUGAUUGACAAACCUCUAUCCAGUGGUACAGAAGGGGGAGAGAAUGAGUUUAAGCUCGCCAAGCAGCUAUUCCAGUCGUUGACUCGAGACCUAUGCCUUCGUCGGAGGAAGAAUAUGAAGUUUGUUGACUUGAAACUGCCUGCCAAAACCGAAUAUAUCCAUCGCAUCAAAUUUAGGAAUGACGAGAAGCAGAGAUAUGAUGCUUUGUUGUCGGAAACUACGAAAGCGCUGGAAGCGUAUCAACAAGAAAGAGGAGGUCAAAACAACCGUCAAGGUCCCCAGAUACGAUUCACAAGUGUCCUAGAAAAGCUUCUUCGUCUCAGACAAUUAUGCUGCCAUUGGACAUUAUGUGGAGGCCGGGUGAAAGAUGUCUUGCGACCUCUCGAGAACAAGAAAAUUGUUGAUUUCACUCCGGAAAACCUCAAGAUUUUACAGCAAGCUCUUUUAGCUGCCAAUAACGAAGGCGAAGAGUGCCCGAUCUGUACCGAUGCAAUCAGCAUUCAUGACCCUAUUAUCACAGCGUGCAAGCACCGUUUCGGAAGGCCUUGCAUUGCACGAGCUCUAGAAAGAGAUAAGAGAUGCCCCAUGUGCCGCCAGUCGUUGAGCUUAGAGGCCAUUGUUGGACUCGAACCAGUAAAUACCGACAACCACUUUGACGGUGAUACACGAAGCUCAAAAACGGAAGCUCUGGAGAAAAUUUUGAAGGCAAGGCUCGAGGAUCCGGAGUCAAAGGUUGUUGUCUUCUCGCAAUGGACUUCGUUCCUCGAAAUCAUCGCAAAGCUGCUAGAUGAUGCCGGAUACAAAUACUGCCGUCUCGAAGGCUGGAUGACAGCGACUCGACGCGAUCAGUCCAUAGAUGCCUUGAAUAACGACCCGGACACGCGUAUCAUGCUAGCAAGUCUAGCCGCAAGUGGCGUCGGCUUGAACCUAGUAGCUGCCGAUACGGUUAUACUUGUAGAUUCCUGGUGGGCACCAGCUAUCGAAGACCAAGCCAUCGAUCGCGUGCAUCGCCUUGGCCAAACACGUGAGACAACAGUCUGGAAGCUAGUGAUGGAUGAUAGCGUCGAGGAGCGCGUUCUCAACAUUCAAGCUAGAAAGCGAGAGCUAGUCAGUCUAGCGUUCCAAGACAAGGCCAGAGAACAGAAAGACACAGGUCGCCUAGACGACGUUCGACAACUGCUUUCAUAACAUGAUCUCUUAAGGCUCCUAUUGUACUUAUGGCAGGCUUGGUCACUACAUUAGGAAAUACGUUCUGGUAGGAAUGGCGGCGUGGAAAAUAGAUGGAUGAGGGGUUAGAUCUAGAGACUACCCAUUGCUGCAAGGCAGGAUCCUUGUUUUGAUAUGGCACUAAAGAGUUUUGUAGAUCAGUUAUCCGCCAGCUCCAGGAUACUCUCGCUAGAUAAUUCCUAGGUACAGCUGAAUUUACUUCCAUUCCUUUAUCGUAUUUAGCGAGAUAUCAUAUCAGCGGUUUCUUUAAGUGAGCUGAGAGACGUUAAGGGCUGAGAGAUUCGGGGCAAAUCUCCGAACGUGCAGUGUACCUGUCUUGAAAUGUCAACGUUACAUGGGAUAAGGUACACUACCUAAGGUAAAUACGAUGACAUAUCGUAAUACUGUAGCCUUCUCCGCCGGCCAACCUGGAUUGCGGGGUGAGUGGGCAGUGACCGGCAAGCCAGCAACAGACGGGCGAGUGAUGUAUGCACGAUGCCAACGCAAAUACG